Molecule: messenger RNA, 7527 nt
Organism: Gallus gallus (chicken)
Lineage: Eukaryota; Metazoa; Chordata; Aves; Galliformes; Phasianidae
Gene: ALX1
Product: ALX homeobox 1
Exons: 5
Coding region: 1896-2882 (328 amino acids)
Biological process (GO): embryonic skeletal system morphogenesis; negative regulation of DNA-templated transcription; positive regulation of transcription by RNA polymerase II
Molecular function (GO): RNA polymerase II transcription regulatory region sequence-specific DNA binding; DNA-binding transcription activator activity, RNA polymerase II-specific
Source: RefSeq, a predicted model, not a curated record
AGUCCGGGUCUGCCCCCCCUCGCUGAGAGCGCUGCCGUCGGUGCACGGCCGCUCCGGGCCGCAGGGAGAGAGCGAGCGAGCGGCGUCGCCGUCGAGGCGGCUCUCGGGACGCGCAUGUCCCCCGGGAGGGCAUCCGCACUACUACGGUCUCACUGCAAAAAGUCCCGCUGCUGUGCUGCUGCCGCUGGGAGCUGGGGUUUUACGGUUUUACGGGCACAUGAGAUGCUCCUUGUCCUCGACACCCCUAGGGUUUACUAGCUGCCUUUAAAGAGGGACGUUUAUUGGGAUAAAAGUGGAUUGCAGGCUGCAAGAGCGCUGCAUGUGUCUUUCAUUUAAAAGACACCGAGAGCUCCGGUUUUUGUUUUUUUUUGGUUUCUUUCUUUUUUUUCUUCUUCUUCUCUUUCUUUUUCCCUCCCCCAAGGCAUUUAGUGCUUUUAAGGCACAGUUAUAAACAAGCUGCCGGAACGUCGGCACACGGAGAUGCGGGCGGUGGGGCCUGGCGGGGGGGGGGGUAGCUGGGAGAGCAUCUGCUUCCUCGGGUUUGCAGCAGGCUUUGCUCCUAAAGAUGCAAGGCGGAAAAUGUCGCUUCUUCAAGAAAAUCCAGAGAGCAGAAGGGGACCCCGGCACUGGUCCUUCUCCUCGCCGGGACCCCUUCGCACGAAUCAGCUCCCCAUCCACUUCUCCACGAGAACUCAUGCACAGGAGGCCAAAGCAGACCCCAGCCCCAAACACACGCAUCAGCCCCGACUCCCCCCAGGUGGGGGUGUCAGAGGCAGUGCUGGGAGUGGGGUGGGCGGAGUGCGGGGUGCAGCUGUCUGCGGUACAGCUCAGCAGCUGGCGGGGAGGGCACGGUGUGCCCAUGUGGGUGCGAGUGGGGCUAUGCAAGUGGGGUGAUGCAGGUAGCUGUAUGCUGCGUCGGCGGGGAGAUAGCUCAUUCAGGUCUGCCAUUAAAAAUAAAGAAAUAAAUAAAUACAUACAUAUAUAUUUUUUCCUGGAAAAUAUCUACCUAGAUAUCUGCUGAAGGAAGAGCGGAGCUGCUUGCCUGGAAGUGUACUGGACCUGAAGUGGCCUUCUUAUCACCUCUGUCUGGGUUCACAGGAAAGGUCUCAGUAGCCCUGGCUGACCAUCACCACACCUACAUCUCCGCUGCUCAAUGAAGCUGCUCUUCCCCCCCCACCGUGGGGGAAGGGUUCUCCAAACUCAUUUCUAAAACAGCCUCAUUGAGACAGAUGCGUUCUGGCCCACGAUGUUGCAGCACUGAUCUGAACAAAUCACAGACCUGAUUUGUGUUACUCGUAUGAGUAGGGAGUGAACUUCCUUCCUCAGGGAGCAGGGAGCAGUGUGGGUCUUGCCUAACAAUUUUGUGCAUUGGGGGUCUUGUCAAACAGUUACCAGUUGCCUAGCUCUGUCUCAUCUACGCCUUAAAUCCUGCCUAUUGCCAGUGGACCAAGGAAUGAAACACUUUGCUCAUACUUUGUGUGACAACCUCUGCUUGUUCAAUAUUCACAGGAAUGCACAUGUGCAAGAUCAUUUCUUCUUUUUACUUCCUUAGGUUCUGCUUUGCCAUUCUCUGUUUAACCAGCUCACACUAACACACAGAAGUGGACUGCAAGUCUGCUGCAUAGAAGCCAAUUUCCCUUUCAGGACAGCUUCUGAGCAACUUUUACUUUUCUGUUUCUCUGCUUCCCAUUCCCACUGCACGAACAACAUUUAUUUCUCUCUUCAGUUUUAGGACAGAACUGCUGAGCUACUUAGGGAAGAAAGAGCAUUGGUUCUUCACUGCUGCUUGAAAGAGUGGGACUGCAGCUACUGAGCUUCAUUUGGAUUGAUUACAGGAGAUCCUUUACUCAAGGUCCGGCCUCUGUCUAGGGGAAGAGGCUCUCCGACAGCCUUAGAUGAUUAUGGAUUUUCUGAGUGAGAAGUUUGCCCUGAAGAGCCAGCCGAGCAAGAACAGUGACUUUUACAUGGGAGCAGGAGGCACUUUGGAGCACGUUAUGGAAACUUUGGACAAUGAGUCCUUUUAUAGCAAAACGUCAGGCAGCAAAUGUGUGCAGGCCUUCAACCCUCUGCAAAGGGCUGAGCAUCAUGUGAGGCUGGACAGGACAUCACCCUGCCAAGACAACAACGUGAACUAUGGGAUUACUAAAGUGGAAGGACAGCCUCUUCACACAGAGCUCAACAGGCCCUUGGACAACUGCAACAAUCUGAGGAUGUCUCCGGUGAAGGGGAUGCAGGAGAAGGGGGAACUGGAUGAACUGGGUGAUAAGUGUGACAGCAAUGUCUCCAGCAGUAAGAAGAGGAGACACAGAACAACUUUCACCAGUUUGCAGCUGGAGGAACUGGAGAAAGUCUUCCAGAAAACUCAUUACCCUGAUGUCUACGUGAGGGAGCAGCUAGCUCUGAGGACAGAGCUCACCGAGGCCAGAGUCCAGGUUUGGUUCCAGAAUAGAAGAGCAAAAUGGAGGAAAAGAGAACGCUAUGGGCAGAUCCAGCAAGCUAAGAGCCAUUUUGCUGCCACUUAUGAUAUAUCUGUUCUUCCAAGGACUGACAGCUAUCCUCAGAUUCAGAACAAUCUGUGGGCGGGGAACACCGCUAGUGGUUCUGUGGUUACUUCCUGCAUGAUACCACGAGAUACUUCCUCCUGUAUGACACCUUAUUCCCAUUCACCCCGGACAGAUUCUGGCUACACAGGCUUUUCAAACCACCAGAAUCAGUUCAGCCAUGUGCCUCUCAAUAAUUUUUUCACUGACUCUUUACUUUCUGGGGCAACCAAUGGACAUGCUUUUGAAACCAAGCCGGAAUUUGAAAGGAGAUCUUCCAGCAUUGCAGUUCUACGGAUGAAAGCCAAAGAGCAUGCUGCCAAUAUUUCCUGGGCUAUGUAAUAUAGCUGUACCCUUUCUUCAUAUCUUUUUUUUUAAAUAGUAAACUGAAAGCAUUUUUAUUUUCCAUAUUUAAAGGACACAACAAUAAGCUGCCGUGUGUGGAAUGCUAGAAAUCACAAUAUACGUGAUGUCUGCUUACAAAAAUGCAAAAUCAUAUUUAACAAUAAAACUUAAGAAUAAACCAUAUAGAUUUACCAUGCAUCAAGUUCAACAAACCCUCUUUGUUUUAGUUUUUAUAUAGAAACAUGUUUUGUUGUACAACUUGAUGAAAUAUGAUUAUAGAACUUGCAAAAAAGAAUAAACCAAUUAAGCAAAUAUGUCUAUGCCAUUGGUUUUUAGCAAUUCUGUAUACAAAAUUAAUACUUUUCAAAUUAAUACUUCAUAAUGGAAGAACUCUGUAAAGGAAAAUUCAUUUCUUGUAUUAGAACCAUGAUGUAAAUCUCUAAGCACACCAUGCAGAGAAGGAAAUACAUGAUCACUAUGUUGUAGGUGGAAUUUGUAGACCUAAGUUUCUCAAUACUGUGCUGUGGCUCUGAGCCAGCUUGCUGCUUUUCUAAAUGCAUGUAGAGCUCACUGGAGUUGUAGCAGUGCAUAACUAACAUAAUGAGAAGGUAGUCCUUCAUUUUAUGAACUCAAGUGUAUUCCUAUUACAGAUUAUGAGAUUUUUAAUAAAGAUAUCACUAAAAGCAGAAUCAGUUUUUAACAGAGUUUCAAAGAAGUGCACAAAUUGUGUAAAUCAACUAGUUUAAAUGAAAUAUUUAAGGUUUCAGAUAGAAUAUCUUGAAACUUACAAACCAGCAACAGCAAAAUCCUACUUCCGCUCCAGUCUUAUUGUUUUUUGCUAUGCUGUGGUCAAAUUGAAAAGGAAAAAAUCCAAUAAGUCUUUCCAAUUUCAGUCUGUGGCUGACCUCAAGAUGCUAUAAGAGUACAUUUUAUUUAGUUUUACAAACAGUUUGUUGAUAUUCUGCUUAUUUAUUUAUUUUUUUCAAAGUGUAAGACUUUUUCUCCCUUUAAAGUCCAUUGGAAAAAUCUUUUUGACUGCAGUGACAGAAGGAUUUGGCUCUCAGCUCCCAGCCUAUCACAAAGGAAUUAAAAUGUCAGCAGACUUUCUGACAUUUCUGGUGGAAAAAAAAAUAGAGAAGAAAAAUACUUUACAUCUGGAGAACUGCUAUCUACUUUGAUUUACUUCUCCUCCCUUUCCCCUGUCACAUUCCAGGCUCCUUCAGAUGAGUGAAAUGUCAGCCUCUUUGAAAGCAACAGUUAGUCUCUCAGGUUCAUAAAGGCAAACUAAAUUAAUUGAAAUAAAGAAGGACUCACACAGCUGUGAUUAAACAGGAUACAUGUCUCUGAGUACCCCCUGCUCCUUACUUUUCUCUCUGGACAUUAGUUAGAAAAGGAGCAUAGUGAGGGGAGAAGGGAAGAUCAGGGGAGCACAUUUUAUCACAGCAACUGCAAAACUAUCAAUACUCAUAAAAAAAAAAAAAAAAAACCACCCUCAGAAACUCACAGCUUGCCUCUGUGAGGCUAAACUUGAAAACAAAAACAGGAGAUGGGUCUAUUCUGUAGUACUUCAGUGGAAAAAUUAGACUUAAAUUUGAAACCAUUAAGAUCAGUUGGAAAUGGGUAUUUUACAGUAAAUUCUUAGAAAAACUAUCGAAAGAGACAUACAUAUGCUUGAAUUCAUGGUUUCCUGAUUCUAUUCUUCUUCUGAAAAUGAACUUCAACUUUCGCCUGAGUAACUGUGAAAGAGUAUUCUGGCUAGAACUUAUCAUUUCCUUUUGUAUGGUCUGCUUAGACAGAAGUAAAAUGAGCCUUAUGAUUUAAAUAAAAAAUAAUUUUAUUAGUACAGGUAAAGAUACUAGUUUUAUAUAGACACUUGCGCCAGAUGCACAACUAGUGGAAAUGCAAGUGUUUCCUUUAUUUUUUCUUCUUCAGUUUCCUCAUAAUCCUUUUUAAAGUACAAUAUAUAGAACACAUCAAACAAAUUUGCAGAUAAUCUUUAUAAGGUUAUCAUUACUGGACCAAGAAGCAAAAGCUGGAAAAAUUAGCCAUUGUUUUUCUUGUUGUCUGUCUUUUAGUUUAUUUAUUUUGAAAGCAGAAUUUGUAAUUAUUUUAUUGUGAAGUCCAGUAAGUUCAUUUUUACAGGGCAUUUUAUGUCAAGAAUAAAAUUAAACAAAUUCUAGGAAUUUAUUACAGUGACAGACUGCUUGGGGAAAAUAAACAUCAUUUUUCAAAACAUUACAACAUUUUUAGAUGCUUGAAGCCUCCAAAAUUAAAGGGGAAAAUAAAAGACUGUCAUCUUCCUACUGAUUUUAAUUAAAUGAAAGGGAUACAGUUCUAAUUAAAUUUUCUUCCUCAGUUUUAGCAUUGGAAAUUAUUUGUUACAUUUUGCUAGCAUACCUUUAUGCAUUCGGCAAACAGGUAUUAAACCCUUCAUUAAACCCGAGGUGUGAUAAGUUGCAGACCUGCAUUAAGCUUGUCAUGCUCUUGCAUCAGCCUUGUCUCAAAGAAUGAAUGAUAUUCUGUCAGCUGCAGUAUUUCAUUUAGCUAAUGAAAAAGUAUCUUCAUGUUAGAUGUCAAGUACUACAACAGGGUCACAUUCUGCUACUUUUAUUUAGUACUGCUUUACUCCAUGUGUAGAUGCAUUGAUGUGAGUGAGACUACUCACAGACCAAAUUGUGAAUCACUUGUAAAAGUUUAUUCACAAUGGCCCUAUUCAUGCAAAGAGUUGCUCACCACAACAUGAGUAAUCGGUUCAUAAUCAGACCCAGCUUAAGGUACUAUUCAGCUCUGGUAAGGAUGGCAGAAUCUGGCCCACACUGGCUUAAGGCCAGACUCAGACUUUUUAACCAAGAUGAGUAGCUCCUUAUUCCAUAAGCAGUGCAAGUAAAGCCAAAGGGUCUAUUUGUAGCGUUCUCUUUUCAUUAAAAAAAUCUUGAAAAGAAGUAUUUCUGUGUAUACAAAUAAUUAGAAUAAAUUUCUAUUCAAGUAAAUGAUCUCAUUUCUUACUGGACUAUACUACUACAUUUGUCAGGACUUGUGUUCUAGUUUUUUGAUUGUAUCCACUUAAUGAUUUCUCAGCACCAGCAACUAAUCUUUUCACUGUUUCUUCAACAUGUGGCAGAUGCACUAAAAACAAAAGGAGGUGAUUUACAUAGUCUUCCUGCCAAGUUCUUUAACUAAUGCUUGAGACAUGUGAUCAUCAUGCAAUGCUGGGCAGUAAAUUUCUAGGACUUCUUUGCAAAGAGUCCCUGUUCUGUUAAAAGAGAAAGUGAAAUAUUGUUGUAAUUAUUGCUGUGAAGAAUUUGUGAUGACAAAGUGCAGAGCUGUUUUUCCUUCUCCUAUGAUUGAUUCAUUAACAAUUUGAAAAUGUUAAGCCUGUGUUUCAAGUCAAAUUUUCGAACAGAUGUAAAUUCAUUCAUGAAAAUUAAAAGUGCUUUCUAAGAUUUGUACAGACUCAUGUGAAUGAUGGACAACACUGCAUUUAGCAACUAAAGACCAUCCACUUACCAUAAAGGUGGUCAGAAGAGUUUGACACAACUGAUGAUUUCUACCUACAGUUUAAUUGGCAGUGUUACACACCACAGAAAUGUAUCAAUGAAGGCAACUUUUGUUGCUGAGAAAGAGCUGAAAUGAACUGUAUUUCUUACUUCACUUCUUUAAUGUCAUAAUAUUUUACGCUGUCAAGUGUUGAAAAAUUCCAGUUCAAUAUGUUAAAAGCAUUUUGUUUUGACUGUAAACUUUACAGUAAGGCCGUGAAAUAUACCAUUUAACAAAUACCAACAAAAUGCAGUAUUGUACAUUUAAUACUGAGAUAUUUUAAAAUGAAGUAAAUACUUAUGGUUGCAAAGAAUAAAAUAUUACAGUGUUUUUAAAAUAAUACAGAUGAACUAAUGGUUUCUCAAUAAAUUUCCAGAUAUUUGCUGAUCUGAUGAGAGAUAAAACUGAUCUUAGAAUACGUAAACUGCUAAAAUUCAGAAUGUUUCCAGGGGAAAACUGUUGUUUUUGGCAAAGGACUGUCUUGUUUUCUUUUUCCUCUAGCACUUUCACAGCUAAGUAACAAGUGGUCCACCCAUCUAGUCUUCAGAAUACACUCUUAUUAUCCCUCUACAAUGAUCAUUUAGGUUUGUCUGGUAUGUGAAAGAUAGUGAGAAGUUACCCAAAGCUUAUGCCAAUAGCUACUUCUUUAUCCCACUUAUUUAAUAUCACUUCUGAGCAGCCGAAAGAAGCUGAAAUACUUAUCUGGUUAAACUUGGUUUACAGCUGCUUUGUAUUGCCAGUGCAACACAAAACAGCUGUGGUACACUGGUGAAUUAUCACUUGAAAUAUUGGCAGCAUAAGCAAGCUUACUAAGUAAAUAUCCAGAAUGUAAAGCUGCAGUAGUUUGAAGGAACUUAUUUUAGAUUUAAAUUGUGUAAAAUAAGCAGCAGACUGGGCAAGUACUGAAUGUGAGGCGUAUGUAUGAGAGAGGCAGUGUAUAGCGAGUAUGGGGGUAUGAUGACUGGAAUGACAGAAGAAUCUUCUGGGGGGAGGGAGACUCAGGGUCUCAGGGUUCAAAUACAAUCCACUCUAGGUGUUAUUGAUUUUUCAAAAUAGGAAAAAAACCCACAGUGGAGCUUUCAAAAUCCAUUGUCUUCUAUAGGAA